Messenger RNA from Talaromyces rugulosus, 984 nucleotides. RefSeq lists its product as uncharacterized. Lineage: Eukaryota; Fungi; Ascomycota; Eurotiomycetes; Eurotiales; Trichocomaceae. The transcript is spliced from 3 exons. The record is from RefSeq and is a predicted model, not a curated record. Bases 1 to 984 code for a protein of 327 amino acids.
AUGAAUACGACUCUCCACGACCAGACCAAAAGUAUCGAAGACAGCCAAGAAGAAAUUCGCUGGAUCUAUGAAGAGCUAUGCAAUGUCGCCAACCUUCUCACCCGCCGAUGGAACUCAAAUGUUGAGUCGAUGAGUUCUAGCAGAUAUGCUUACCACCAAUUUGCUCCGAUGAGAAGCCAAUUCAAGGAGAAUAUGACGAUUGAUCAUAAGUGGCCAUACGAUGAAUGGGUCAUCGGGUUUUCACGGAGUCUCACUGAUGAGUUUCUUCCAAGGUUCCCAUUCGAGUUCCGAUCACCGACGGUUCCCUACGAGAACCUCGAUAUAUUGCUCGUCGAAGUCGAAGAACUCAUGGGAUUCCUUCGUUCCGUCGCAGAUGUGGCUGUCCUCAGCAACUGUGGUCUUCACGUCCAAGUAUCUCGAUCCCGCUCAUUGUGGACUAUCAACGAGUUGAGAAUGUGGAGGCGUAGUAUACUCUUUUUCCAACAGCCCCUUCGGCAGAUCUUGCCUGAGCACCGUCGAGUGCGCCGCUUGUCGGGUUAUCCACUAGCAAUCAAUUUUGGUCUUCAUGAGCAACCCCACCCGAACGACAACCAGGAUUUGGACUGGUACGGCUAUCUCCUGAACCCCGAGGAAAUAGAGGCGCCGAAGUAUAACGUGAAUCCUCUCGCGCCUAUUUUCACACCGGAAAGUCUAAAGCAAGACGACCAGCUCGAGCUAGCACCUGGCCUAGCGUUCGACUAUGUUGUCGAAUUUCGAGGCCCGGAAGGAAUACACAAUGCAGACGAAUGCAUCCCAGCAGUCGAUCUGGCAGUGAGUUUCGCACAUGCUUCACUAAGACAAGGCGGCGCGAGACAGCUUCAAGAGUAUCAGCCAACCAUUGACGGGCUCUAUAACUUCUUAACGUCAGCCAAGGUUGAAGGCAUGAUCAUGCAUCUGGAUAGGUACUUUGGCCCCUUCGUCGACGGCUCUAGCUCCGACUUGUAG